UUUGGUAUUUGUCUUUAAAUGUUUUAAGCAAAAUUUAAUCAUUUAUAAUUUAUUUUAGAAAUUAAUAGUUCACUCAUCUUUUUUUAAAAAAAACCUUAAUAUGUAAACCGUCAAUUAAAACUGAAAUCAUGGAAACGUGACAUUUUGAUUGCUUUGAGUUUUAUGUUUUAAAUUAAGUUUAAAUAUGAGGAAAAAAGGGCUUGGUGAGAAUUUUAACGUUUUUUCCCUUUAAUAAUCGGAUGGAGCAACUUGGCCUAAAUACCAUUGUAUUUCCUGUAAUAAACCUGUUCUGUCACUCAUAAAUCUCUUUGCAAAAAUGGACAAAACCUAAAUGAGAAAAUAUUUAGACAAGACAACAUUUUAAAAAUAUUUUAAAGGGGAAGUCAAUGCAUAAGAUUGUGUUUUUCUUGUAGACUAUGUUUAAAAUAAAUAGAAUUUGGCCCGCCAAAAAAGUGACACUUCAAUAUUGAAAAUGUUUAAUCUAAACAUAACUUUUAUUUAAUUUUGCUUUUAAAACCCUUUUGCAGGAACAUUUUAAUCAAGUUUUCUUUGAUCUCUGAUUAAGACAGCUGAUGAUAUAUAAAUAUUUAUAUACAUCAAGUUCUUUUUCAUUAUUUUUUUUAAAUGGAAACCAUAAAUCAUCAGAGUUCAUGUUUUUCUCAACUUAUAGAAAAUGUAAUUGAGGAAGACAUUAUUAUACAUUCCAAAAUGUUGAUUCAUCUCAUUACAGGGUGGUUCCCCUCAGGUGAUCCAUCUUCAGCCCUCCCCUUGAAUUUUUCUGGGUGUGGAAAGAGCCCAGAAUGAGCAUAAAAAGAGGCAGAAGGAGAUCCAGAGACACAACGGUGAUCUCCACCUAGAGCCUGAGCAGGAUCUUCAGAGACCCUCUGAGAACAGAAGCUUCAUCAUCUUCACUCUUCGUCAACACUGCUGAGACCUGAUCUGAUCUCCUCCAACAUGCUCCGCCCCCUGCUCUUCCUGUUUGCUGUCAGUGGACUGACAGGCGUCCAUGGAAACCUGUGCACAGUGACCGGUCCCACUGUCAUUGACUUUAGUGGACAAAUGAACUCUGUGUCCGACCGGUGUGAGUACUCUCUGCUGCACGAUCAGUCUACUGGAUUCUCUCUGAAGGCCAACUUCCUGGAACGGCGUCGCAGAGAUGUGAGCUUUGUGGACAGUCUCACUCUGGACUUCAGUGACAGUGAUGACAUUCAGCUGCUGCAAGGACACAGAGUCAAGGUAGCAGGAUCACCUGUGACCCUCACCAGUUCAGUCCAGACAUCUGGUGGAGUUGAUCUCUCCAAGGACCAGACUGGAGUCACUGCUAGUUUUUCAGUCAAUGGCUCAUCUGUGUCUGUGUUCUUUGAUGGAACCACAGCUCAGAUCUACAUGGAUUUACCUGUUAAUCAUACGUAUGAUGGUCUGUGUGUAGACUCCAGCAGUUCCUCAGCAUCAAGGCUCCCCGGUAACGACAGCUGUCAGGAUCAGUAUGUAGACGCUGGUGAUGGCACCAUUAUCUCAGAAGCUGUAGUUGCACAGUGUGACGUCCUGAGCAAAACUCCGUUCUCCCAGUGCAAUUUGAUUGUUGAGGUAGAGCCAUACAUGGUUGCAUGCAGAACUACUUUGAUGAAAUAUCCUUCAGUGGACAAUCUCAGGUGUCAGUUCCUGAAGGCCUACGCCAAAGCCUGUGAGAAGAAACAAGUUGACCUCCAGAGCUGGUGGACAACAGCUCAGUGCCAUCACCCACAGCCCAUCUGUGGAGACAAAUGCAUUGAUCAUGAGUUCUGUGGAGAUAUCCACGGAAACACGGACUGUCGCUGUAGAGCCAUUUAUGCCUCCAAGUUCACUGAACAGCACAGACUGGGAGGUCCAACUGUCUGCAAGGACAACACUGCCUCACUCAGUCUGGUGGGUUGUCUCCUGAAGGAAAACGGCAUCGACUACAAUCACUUGCACCUCAAUGACCAGACCUGCAAAGGUGCGAUGAACCCAGACAAUCACAUGCUGGAAUUCACUUUCCAAAGUGACAGUUGUGGAACUGAAGUCACGACCAAUAACAGCCAGGUCAUCUUCACAAAUGCGAUUGUGACCCGCAACAGCUCCUCAGACGUCAUCACUCGUCAGGAUAAAGUCUUCAUUGAGUUCUCCUGCAGCCAUCCUAAACCUGAGCUGCAGAACGUGGCCUUCAACAUUUUGGACAACUCUGUGAAAAUUUUCCUUCAGUCUGGAGAAUGGAACUACAGUUUGAGCAUGAAGGCUUACUCUGAUGCUGCCCACACCGACCUUUUGGGUCCAAAGAGUGAUGUCAGGCUGAACCAGAAGAUCUGGAUUGUUCUGGAGACCGAGGGUCUGGAUAAAAAUGUGGUUUCUGUGGUGACCGAAGCCUGCUGGGCAACCAGUGAUGACUCACCCAGCAGCACUCCCAAAUACUACCUGAUCAAUGAUGGCUGUCCAAACGCAGAUGAUGGAACAGUUAAUGUGAUGGGAAAUGGACAAGGAACCUCCAACUCCUUCUCCUUCAACAUGUUUGAGUUCUCUGGAAAGGAACCUUCAGAAGUCUACCUUCACUGCCAACUGCAGCUGUGUGUUAAGAAGAACAACGACUGUGUGCCGGGUUGUUCUGCUGGAGGUCGGAGACGCAGAUCUCUCAGAUACAGACGUGGGGCUCCAGCGUUGAUCAGCAUGGUCUGGACUCCUUAGAUGAAAUUCAUGGAGAUCCUGACUAACCAUCGGAGUGCUGACUUGAUCCUGGUUCUCAACCCGGAAGUGUGAAGAAAGAUCAGUUCUGGCUGCUGUUAAUCCACUUUGUUAACUUGCACAUCUACUACCUAUGAAUUCUGAAGAGGGAAGGAAACUGUCACUUUAUUCAUUUUAAUCAUUCAUCUGUUCUCUGCUUUAUUAUUGACAAUUCUUUUAAUUAUACUUUUUUGAUCAGAGUUUUUAUUAGUUUCAUCAAGAAAAUUUGAAGAGAAUAUUUGAGCCCAUAGUUAGGGUUUUAAUGAAGGUCAUCAACUGCUUGUAUUUUGAAGUAAUAGAAUAACUGUUUAAAUUAAAUCAUACGGUUCCAUUUAAUCUGGUUUUAUAUUUGACUGUUUCUUUUUUGUGUUCUCUGGAAAUAUUGGGCAUUUGUUUUUCCUUUUCUGACUAUUUGAUUAUUUUUUAAGCAUUCAAAGACAAAAAAAUAAAUAAAUAUUGAUUGUAAAAAGAAAAAGUUGAAUCCGUUUUUUCUUUGAAACAAUUUAU
This is a messenger RNA of Oryzias melastigma (Indian medaka), 3240 nucleotides long. RefSeq names its product uromodulin. Lineage: Eukaryota; Metazoa; Chordata; Actinopteri; Beloniformes; Adrianichthyidae. The transcript is spliced from 13 exons. Bases 955 to 2697 code for a protein of 580 amino acids. The record is from RefSeq and is a predicted model, not a curated record.